Molecule: messenger RNA, 195 nt
Organism: Protopolystoma xenopodis
Lineage: Eukaryota; Metazoa; Platyhelminthes; Monogenea; Polystomatidea; Polystomatidae
Source: the annotation of a GenBank genome assembly
GUCAUUUAUGAGGAGUACAUGGCGAUAAUGGAGGAACGACGCAAGGUGGAAGAAGAGGCUCAUGCAGCCGAGCAGGAAAGUCAGGCGCUGAUGACCGCCGCUACGACUAUACAGGCAUUCUGGCGUGCCUACAAGACAAGAAAGAUGCAGAGAGGCAAAAGGGGCAAAAAAGGGGGAACUAAAAAGUCAAAAUAA